Molecule: messenger RNA, 647 nt
Organism: Condylostylus longicornis
Lineage: Eukaryota; Metazoa; Arthropoda; Insecta; Diptera; Dolichopodidae
Gene: ND-B22
Product: NADH dehydrogenase [ubiquinone] 1 beta subcomplex subunit 9
Exons: 3
Coding region: 109-543 (144 amino acids)
Biological process (GO): mitochondrial electron transport, NADH to ubiquinone
Source: RefSeq, a predicted model, not a curated record
UUUGACAUUAGAAGUUUCAAUUUUCGUCAACCUAUCUUCUCAAAAUUAUACUGCCUUAAUAUUUUAAAACUUUAAUUAACCAAAUAUUUGAAGAAAGUUAAAAAAAAAAUGUCUGUACCAAUUCCAGGCAUUACAACUCAUGCUCGACAAGUAUGUAGCUUGUAUAAACGAGCUCUUAGAAAUUUAGAGGCAUGGUAUGAUCGUCGAUACAUAUUUCGUUAUCGAGCUGUAUUACUAAGGCAGAGAUUUGAAGAAAAUAGAAAUGUUACCGAUAUAAGAGCUGCUAGUCAGUUAUUGGCUGAUGGAGAAAAAGAACUUUUUGAAACUCAACAUUGGCAACCAAGAAAAUUUGCUGGCAGUCCAGGAGGAUGUGCUUUUCAACGUGAAGUAAUUCCUCCAGAUUGGAUUCUAGAUUAUUGGCAUCCAUUAGAGAAAGCUCAAUAUCCAGAAUAUUUCAAACGUAGAGAAGAACGUAAAAAAGAAUUUGUUGCUUGGUGGGAGAAGCAAUAUGGUAAACAUAAUCCCGAAGAUUUGCAUCAUUAAAUUAUUAAUUGUUUAUAAAAAAAAAAAGUUAUUUGAAAACGAAAUUAGGAAAUUAUAUUGAUUAAUAUAAAAAUAAAACAAUUAUUUUAGUUGCUUUUAUUUAA